Nasonia vitripennis (jewel wasp) is the source of this 4164-nucleotide messenger RNA. RefSeq lists its product as uncharacterized. The transcript is spliced from 13 exons. The coding region runs from base 474 to 3569 and encodes 1031 amino acids. Lineage: Eukaryota; Metazoa; Arthropoda; Insecta; Hymenoptera; Pteromalidae. The record is from RefSeq and is a predicted model, not a curated record.
AAAAAAGGAUAGAUAUUCCAACUUAUUUUCAAUCAUAUUUUAAAACGAUCGUAUUUUGUCUCGACUUUCUGGGAAAUGUUUUUCCGUGAAAUGUUGAGCAGCUCGCUCGUUCGAGAAGUCCGGGAAUUUCGCGACUCCAGAUCAGCGUUAGUGGAGUAUAUACAGCCAAACAUUGCAACUCUGAUCAAAAACAUUAGACUGUGUUUUUUUCUCAUACUAAUACAGUAGGUCUGCAAGAGUGCAGUCGACUAUCAGUUCAGACGUGAGUGCGUUAAAGGAAGAGUACAUGGUUAUAUUAAUGUGCAAUACAUGAGUGCUUAAUAUUUUACGUUACUAGACUCGAUAAUUGCAUUACUAUUGUUACGGAGUGGUGGUGGGUUACGUCCGUGACACUAUAAAAAUGUCGUGUUUUAUAAGUGGAUGUAAAUCAAAAAUAAAAAAAAAAGGACAACGACAGUGAACUGCGUAUAGCUAUGUUUAGGGCCACAUCAGAUGAAAUUUUUCGUUUAUGGCAAAAAGCUAUUCCAAACGGCAAUUCGUUGCGAAAGCACCAUCGCAUUUGUGAACUUCAUUUUAAAAAAGAUGAAGUCGAGAAAGAAUUCAUCCACGUUCUUCCCGAUGGCAGUAGAUAUACAUUGCCAAAGGAUAAAUGUUCCCUAAAAAAAGGUUCGGUGCCGUCUAUUUUUCCAUUAAUUGAGAAAGAAACCAAUGCAGAAGAUCGACAACCAGUAUGCUGUGCUGUAGUCUCUGUAGAAGUUAAUUAUUUGCCGAAAGCAAUUGGUGCAUGCAAUGCUUCGUCAACUAGUCCGCUGUUACCUUCAGGAAGUAGUAACCAAGAGGUCGAAGUUUUUGAAAAUGCCGGAAAAGUAAGAAAUGAAAUAGUUAACAAAGCUGCAGAAAAUACGGAAUAUUUACGAAGUAUUAGCCAAGAGAAUGUAGUCCUUGAAAAUAACGGAAAUUCACGAAGUUAUGAGAUUACACUAGACAAAACGUUUAAAAGACAAUGUUUAGACGAAACUGCAAUUGAGCCUGCGAAAGAAUUAACGUAUAGCGCUGAAAUCAAUUUUACACCAACAAUUGCGGGUUGUUGUCGGCAACAUGGUACACUGCACGAUCUUGCUGGUACUUUACGUGAAUCGGAACCUCCUGCGGCGAAUGCACAGUUUCAAACAAUCUGUAAUGAUCUCAUCAAAAAUCCUCAAACAAUUCCUUUACCUGCAACGUGGAUUCCACAGGUAAUAAGUACUGGACAACCAUGCAUAAUGUGGGCGGAAUGGAAAAAACAAUACAGUGGAAUAUAUAAACGUAUCAUCCUUUUUCCGGAUAUGAGUGUAAAAAUUUACAUCGAAGAAUGUCUUAUUUCUAUCGCCCAAAUCAACAAAGUGGAAGAUGUCGAUGAUAUUAAUGAAUUAAUAUCCUUUGUUGCUCAGGCAGUGUUUCCUUGCCAGAAAAUUGACGGCAUAAAAGCACCGACUUGCCCUGGGUAUAUUGUAACGAAGAUUUCUGCACCUGGUCCAAAAUUAAGUACAUGCACGGAUUGCACAAUUCUACGACAGAAUCGAAAGAAGACACUUACUGCUACUGAUCAGAUUCGCAAGCUUAGAGAAUUCCGCAGAAGGCGUACGUUCCAAAGUCGUAAUUAUAAAAGAAACAAAAAUAGAAUGAUAAAAAAGAUUGCUGAUCUGAAAGAUAAAGUGCAAAGUCUGAAAAGUAAAUGCGCUAUGGCAGAUGGGAAAGCAGUACAAAAAGCUUGUGAGUCGUUACCCGAAGGUCAACGGACUGCCGUGCAAGCAUGUCUUAACGCAUCAAAAGUAAAAGAUAAAAGAGGUAUUAGGUAUACAAACCAAUGGAUAUAUGAGUGCCUUCUAUUAAGAACUAAGAGUCGAAAAACGUACAAUCAUUUACGCAAUCAUAAUAUAUUAGCGUUGCCAUCUUUACAAACAUUAAAUCGCUACAUGAGAGUAAUAAAAAGUUCUUAUGGUUUCGAUGCAAAAACUUUGGAUGUUUUGAAGACAAAAGUCGAGUCCAUGGAUCAAUCAGAUGUACAUGGUGUUUUACUAGUCGAUGAAAUGAAGCUGUCGAAAAGCGUUUCUUUUAAUCGGCAAAAUUUACAAAUGGAGGGUUUCACUGAUCUUGGCAUAUACACACCUGAACAUCAGAAGGGACAAAAAGGUGACCACGCGCUUGUAAACAUGUUCCAACCCUUCAAAGGGAAAUGGGUGCAAGCACUAGGUUGCUUUCUCAGUAAAGGUAGUGCGAACGGCACAGUUUUACAUCAUAUGAUGGAGGCCAUCAUCUUAGCUGAGAAAGCCGGCUUAAAAGUCGAUGCAAUUGCCAAUGAUGGUGCAUCGUGGAACCGUACGAUGUGGGAUUUGUUUGGCGUUACGGAAGAUUGCGUCAGUAUAGAGCACAUCGUUGAUCCAGAACGCAGAUUAUGGUUUUUUUCGGACUUUCCACAUCUAAUAAAGUGUGUGCGCAAUUUCUUUUCGAAGCAAGAAAAACAUGCUAACGUUUGGACACCCGAUGGACAUGUUUCCUUAAAACAUUGGUACGCUCUCCUAGCUAUUGAAAAUCCCAACGCAUAUAAUUUAAAAGUAAAUUAUCACUUAAGGGAAGAGCAUAUUAAUCCGCAAUACUACCAAAAAAUGAAUGUUGCUCUAGCGUUUCAGUUCUUUGGAGUUGCUGAUAGUAUGCAAAUCUUUCAAGAUAAACAUCCGGAUCUUACAGAUUGUGAGGGAUAUAUUAAGUUUUGUAGAAGGAUUAAGUCACUUAUUACCGCCAUGAAUAGCAGAACGCCUUUAAAUAGCUUAAAGCCAGGCAACGAAAUAUGGCAGAGUAUUAAAUCCUUUUUGGUAUAUCUAAAAGAAUGGGAAGUGCAAGCAAAAUCUCGAAAUUUUGAAUUUAUAACUGAUUCGACAUUUUAUGGUUUGAAAGUGUCCUUGAAAGCGGCUUUAGAGCUUUGUACAUUUCUUGUUGAAAAGUGCGAUUUCAAAUACGUCAUGACAUCUAGGUUUAAUCAGGAUAACUUGGAGAGAUUUUUUGGCUUGAUGCGCAACUGCUGCGGAUCGAACGAUCAUCCCGACUCAACAUUAUUUAUACAGAUGUAUAUACUUGUGUCGACAUAUUCCCUAAUCAAACCACCCAAAGGUUCUAAUGUUUCUGGUGCUGAGAUCGUGGAUGUAUUGCUCAGCAUAAAAGACAUUAAAAAUGUGGAUGAUCGACGGGAGCAGUGGGAUGCGCAAAUCGACACUAUUUUAGAUAAGGGUGUGCACGCCGAUACCCUAUCUGACGUUGUAAAAUUGAUGGAAGAGCACGACUACUUCCAGUGUUCUACAUCAGACUAUGUGUUAGCGUACGUAGCAGGCUUCGUAGUACGAAAAGCUACGAGGUUUGCGAAAUAUAUAUCGAGCGACGGAAAGCCUUUAGUUUGUAAGGAUUGUUUAACGUCGUUGGAACGAUCAAAAAAUGACGAGGAAUCAGACAUAUACAAAUUGAUACGCAUGCGAACUAAGGGCUUUCUGAAGGAACCUUCGAUCAAACUUUUUAAUUUAAUAAGUUUAUUGGAGUAAGCGACGUUAAAUGUAUUAAAUACGCGUUCUAUAAACGCAGAUACAAUAUUCCAUAUAACGAAAGCUUUGGACGAGCUUGCUCCAAUUCCGUUCGUCGGUUGUGACGUACAUAAAAUAUCAUUUACACACCGGAUAAUUAGUUUUUUUCUUACUACCAGAAUGUUUUUUACAGCCAAACAAGAAAAUAAAAAUUACUGUAUAGAGAAGGAAAGAACGAGAGAAAAACGAAAGCUAAGCAAAUUGGCAUACGCUCCAGACAAUACUACAGAGUUGCAAUUGCAAAACACGAAUGCAACAAGAAAGCGUAAUCUUUCAAAGACUCGCAAACCAAAAAAAACGUAAAACCGCCGCGCAAUAAGUGAAUGUAUAAGAGCUAUAUUUCUUUCAUCUACGUACUUUCAUAAAUCAUGACGACAAUAUCUGUAUGCAUAUAUUAAUAUAUAAGCCAUAAAUUACUUAAAGAAUUAUUAAGGUUCUUCAUCAUAUAUUGAGAUGUAUUAUAUCAAACCAUCAUAUUAUAAAGUAGCCUUAAUGUAGAAUGUUUUAAUUAUAAUAAGUACACGAUGUAAUAGAAGAAACAAAUUGGAUAUAUAUU